Messenger RNA from Cygnus olor (mute swan), 2242 nucleotides. RefSeq names its product kynurenine aminotransferase 3 (gene KYAT3). The transcript is spliced from 16 exons. NCBI's taxonomy places the organism in Eukaryota, Metazoa, Chordata, Aves, Anseriformes, Anatidae. The record is from RefSeq and is a predicted model, not a curated record. Gene Ontology annotation, cellular component: cytoplasm; mitochondrion. The coding region runs from base 332 to 1591 and encodes 419 amino acids. Gene Ontology annotation, biological process: biosynthetic process. Gene Ontology annotation, molecular function: L-kynurenine:2-oxoglutarate transaminase activity; pyridoxal phosphate binding.
AAGUUAGUUUUGUGUGUCAAGUUUGGAAAAUUUGGAUUUCAUUUUGCUACUCCUCAGUACAAAAUGAAACAGGUAGCAAAGUCUGGAGGGAAGUGGGGGCUGCCUCUUCUUUAAUAAGCAUGCUAUGUGCUUCACGAAGCUUCUGUUGCCUUGGCAUUAGAACAUACCAGCUACGAACCGAUUUGCUUUCUAGAUCCAUCAAGCUUUCAGCCUCUGAUUCUUUAAAGUCAGAGCUGCAGGUACCAGGCCAGAAGGAUCGCCUAGUUGUUAGGGCACUAGCCUGAAAUAUAGGAGACUGAUUCGAUCCCACCUUUAUCACAGACUUUUGACAAUGGCCUUUAGACACAAAAACACAAGACGAAUUGAAGGCCUUGACAACAAUGUGUGGGUUGAAUUUACAAAGGUGGCAGCAGAUCCCUCAAUUGUUAAUCUUGGUCAAGGCCUUCCUGAUAUAUCCCCUCCCAGCUAUGUUAAAGAAGAGCUGGCGAAUGUAGCAGCAGUUGACAGACUGAACCAGUACACGCGAGGCUUUGGGCAUCCGUCGCUGGUGAAAGCCUUGUCUCAAGUGUAUGAGAGAGUUUGUGGAAGAAAGAUCGACCCUCUCACAGAUAUCCUAGUGACAGUAGGAGGUUAUGGAUCUCUCUUUAGUACAAUACAGGCUUUAAUUGAAGAGGGAGAUGAAGUAAUAAUAAUAGAGCCAUUUUAUGACUGUUAUGAACCAAUGGUAAAAAUGGCGGGUGCGAAGCCUGUUUUCAUUCCUUUGAGAAAUAAAAGUGAUGGAAACUGUGCAUCUAGUGCUGAUUGGGUCUUAGAUCCCGCUGAACUUGCAAAGAAAUUUAACUCCAAAACAAAAGCGAUUAUUCUGAAUACCCCACACAACCCUAUAGGCAAGGUAUUUACCAGAGAAGAGCUCCAGGUAAUAGCUGAUCUCUGCAUUAAACAUGAUACCCUGUGCAUCAGUGAUGAGGUGUAUGAAUGGCUGGUGUACAAAGGAAGAAAGCACAUCAAAAUAGCUACAUUGCCGGGUAUGUGGGAGAGAACAAUAACUAUAGGAAGUGCUGGAAAAACAUACAGUGUAACUGGCUGGAAGCUUGGUUGGUCUAUUGGCCCCCAGAACCUGAUUAAGCAUUUGCAAGUUGUUCAUCAAAAUACACUGUAUACUUGCCCAACUCCAUUACAGGAGGCUUUGGCACGAGCAUUUUGGAUAGACUAUAAACGCAUGGAUGACCCAGACUGCUAUUUUUACUCACUGUCUCGAGAGCUGGAAAGCAAGCGUGAUCGGAUGGCUCAGCUACUUCGAGAAGUUGGAUUGAAGCCUGUCAUUCCAGAUGGAGGAUACUUUAUGAUUGCUGAUGUUUCUGCAUUAAAUGUGGAUCUCUCUGAUGUAGAUGGGAAUCAACCUUAUGAUUAUAAAUUUGUCAAAUGGAUGAUAAAAUCUAAGAAACUGUCAGCAAUCCCUCUUUCAGCAUUCUGUGGUCCUGAGACAAAAGGGCAGUUUGAAAAAUAUAUACGUUUUUGCUUCAUUAAGGAAGACAGCACACUGGAUGCAGCUGAAGUGAUCCUGAAGAACUGGACUAAACAGACAGAUUGAUAUAUAUAUAUAUAUAUAUUUUUUUUAAUUAACUCUUCCAUCUGGUAUAAUUAUCUUACACUAGAGUUUUUUAUUGCAAAUUUAAGAAUUACUUAAUUACAAAUUUCAGAAUUAAUUAUUACUUAAUACAGUACAGAAUUAAUGAUAUUGUAAACAUUUGUGCUGCCACCUGCUGAGGAGUUAAAAUGCUGAUUUACUGAAAUGUGUAAUGCAACUCAAGGUAUUUCCAGCCUUUUCAAAAUUCUUUUUUUCCUUUUAAAAAAAAGUGGUAUUCACAUCUUUUAUUGAAAGACAAAGAUUUCUGGGAUUGUAUAAGAAUAAAUAUAUGAUACAGGUAUUUUAAAAUUUUUGGUAUGGGGUAAUACAGGGAUUAGGGGUGAGACUUUAACGUUGUGAUUUGUGAAACCCAAUAGCCUGCAGUGGAGGAAAGCUAAGACAUCACAAAUAAGGUAAUUGCAGUGCCUUUCUACAUACCUGCCUACCAUAUCUGUGAACAAAUUGCAUCAGUUUAGGUAAAGUGAUUGAGUUAAAUCAAUAUAGUGUUUAUAUAUAGGCAAGAUAUAAAAUGCUAAGUUGUAUAAUCACUAUUUCAUUUUGUCACAGUAAUCGUGCUGUUUCGAAGGUAUUCAGUCCUCAAUAAAAUUAUAAAAG